AUGGUGGAGGAGUUGUUCUUCUGGAAUGGAAGCAACAACCCAAACCCACUUCAACAAUUUCAACAUAACAACUCUAAUCUACUUCUUCUCUCUGGUCCUCCUUCUUCCGGAAAGACUUCACUUCUUUUCCAAUUUGCAUUCAAUGUAGCAGCAGCACUUCACUCUAACUCUUCCAACCCAAAUGUUGUCUUCAUCUGUAACCAAAACAGAUUGGAUUCCAAACCCCCUUUUCUUUCUCAGGGAAUUGACCCAUCUUCGAAUAUCUUCCGACGUAUACAAAUGAAGUAUAUACUAUAUACCAUAACCCUUUUUUGUUAUCUUUCAUUAGUCAUCACCAGUUAUAUAUUUACGCUAAUUUAA
Messenger RNA from Lathyrus sativus (Indian pea), 360 nucleotides. The record is from the annotation of a GenBank genome assembly. NCBI's taxonomy places the organism in Eukaryota, Viridiplantae, Streptophyta, Magnoliopsida, Fabales, Fabaceae.